This is a messenger RNA of Cucumis sativus (cucumber), 2347 nucleotides long. RefSeq names its product DNA topoisomerase 2-binding protein 1-A-like. The record is from RefSeq and is a predicted model, not a curated record. The transcript is spliced from 11 exons. Bases 645 to 1916 code for a protein of 423 amino acids. Gene Ontology annotation, biological process: DNA replication initiation; mitotic G2 DNA damage checkpoint signaling; mitotic DNA replication checkpoint signaling. Lineage: Eukaryota; Viridiplantae; Streptophyta; Magnoliopsida; Cucurbitales; Cucurbitaceae.
AUGCUUCUAAUUUUAUAAAUGAGGUUGAUGUUGAAGUGCCAGUCACGAUGGGAAGGAAUGAAGAAAACACUGUUAAUUGUCUUGCAAAUGACUUUUAGUCUGAAGAAAACGACCUAUAUUUGUCAGCAUGUAGAAUAAAAGUUGUUGGGUUUGAAGCUUCUGAGAUGCGGAAGAUUGUAAAUAUGAUUCUCAGAGGUGGAGGCUCCCGAUACAUGGUUUUCAAUGACAAAUUAACACACAUAAUAGUUGGAGAUUCGUCAGAAAUGGAGAAAAAGGAGGUUAGAGAUAUUGCUACUUCAGGAGUUGUUCAUGUGGUUAGAUCCAACUGGCUUGAAGAGUGUGACCGUCAGAAGAAGGAGAUCCCUAUUCUUGGUAGACACAUGGCAUAUGAUGAACUUAUUCCUAAAGCAUCUAGUAAAAUGAGCACCAUUGUUAUGGAUCAAAAUAAAGUUCCAAAUGUUCAUCCAAUCGUGCCAUCAAAUGUGUCAGAAGGAAAUAUUCAUGUUAGCAUUGGAAAGACGUCAAUAGCAGUGGAAAGAAUUGAAGAAAAAAGUGAAACAAAAGUGAAUGGAGACAGGAAAAUGAAAUUAUCCCAGAAAAGCCAACAAUGUGUAGCAAAUGGUACAAACAAGAGUUGAGAAAAGAUGGGGCGUGAUUUCAUGGUUUCAAAUGGGAAGUCAUCAUGUGUAUUUAAGGGGAAAAUAUUUUGUUUUUCUAGUUCCUUUCCAGAAGAUCGGAGAGCUGAAAUUGUUGAAUGGAUAAAUCAAGGGGGAGGCGAGGUUGUUGAAGAUCACAUGAAGCAGAAAGUGCACUUCACUGUUGAAUGUCAUGGUGGGAUACCAAGGAGUACAGACGUUCAUAGUACUUAUGUGUCAAGUCAUCGGGUUCGAUCAUGUUUAGAGGAUGGAUGUUUGUGGGAUACCAAUGGGCACAUUUUCUAUUCUCCUCUUCCUUGCUGUGUCCCUUUGCCUGGAUUUGAAAACAUACGGUUUUGUGUUUCACAAUAUGAUGACAAAGACAGAGUAUUGUUAAGAAAUCUGUGUUUUGUACUUGGGGCCAAGUUUGUGGAGAAGCUGACAAAGAAGGUAACCCAUCUAAUAUGCAAGUUCACCGAUGGGACAAAGUAUGAGGCUGCUUGUAAAUGGGGGAAACAAUGCAUUACAGCUGAAUGGAUAUAUGAGUGUGUCAGCCAGAUUUUCCCGCCAGACUGUUCGCUUGUUGGUCAAGACCAUUCAGAAACUUCUCCAAUUGGUGCUUUAUCUAACCAGUGGUCAAAAAGAGCUGAAAGAAAAGAAGAUGUGGGCAAUUCUACUACUGAAGAUGGGACUGUGGGCAUAUGUGACGGCUUUAGUGAAACACAAACAGAGUCUCAGGAUGGAUGUUUGUGGGAUACCAAUGGGCACAUUCUCUAUUCUCCUCUUCCUUGCUGUGUCCCUUUGCCUGGAUUUGAAAACAUACGAUUUUGUGUUUCACAAUAUGAUGAUAAAGACAGAGUAUUGUUAAGAAAUCUGUGUUUUGUACUUGGGGCCAAGUUUGUGGAGAAGCUGACAAAGAAGGUAACCCAUCUAAUAUGCAAGUUCACCGAUGGGACAAAGUUUGAGGCUGCUUGUAAAUGGGGCAAACAAUGCAUUACAGCUGAAUGGAUAUAUGAGUGUGUCAGCCAGAGAAAGAUUGUCUCUCUUGAUUUGUAUCGCCCAAAAGAAGUUAAAGCUCAAGACAGAGCGACAGGCUUAUGCACUGUCAGCCAAUUUCCUACUCAAGCUGCCCCAAUGAUAGCCAAUGAAAGCAUAUCCCAGUUUCCUAUCCAUUCUGCCAUUCCGAGAGACCAAUCAGCUGGAACUAACAGUAGCUUUAUAGGAGCAGCUGAACGAAUAAGUUCUACGAAGAAAAGCGCAAGUUCUUUGACGAAGCCAUAGAAAAGCAUUCACUUUUGUUGGAAACAGAUCCACUCAAUCUGACUGCAUUUUGAAUUCCACAAAACAAACUACAUCAAAUUCUUCUGUAGUAACUUCACACGUUCCUGAUGUCGCUUCCGCAAUUGAGGACUUGUUGGAGCAGACAACUAAGAUUCAAGAUCAGAAGUCACCUGGAAAGACUGGCUGCGAUAAAAGUCAGACUGUUCGCUUGUUGGUCAAGACCAUUCAGAAACUUCUCCAAUUGGUGCUUUAUCUAACCAGUGGUCAAAAAGGUAAUUUUUGCCGUUGUCUCCUUGAUCUUCUUAUGGAAAGACCAUGCUGAAUUGAAGUGUUUAACAAGAACGGUCGCUGCCUGGAAAUAUAGUGAGACCAUUCAACGAAGUCGUUAUGAAAGAGUUUAUUUUCACUAUAAGAGAAAUAUUUUUUUUAUA